Messenger RNA from Protopterus annectens (West African lungfish), 987 nucleotides. Its product is annotated as olfactory receptor 2AT4-like. Gene Ontology annotation, biological process: G protein-coupled receptor signaling pathway. Lineage: Eukaryota; Metazoa; Chordata; Ceratodontiformes; Protopteridae. Bases 1 to 987 code for a protein of 328 amino acids. The transcript is spliced from 2 exons. Gene Ontology annotation, molecular function: G protein-coupled receptor activity; olfactory receptor activity. Gene Ontology annotation, cellular component: membrane. The record is from RefSeq and is a predicted model, not a curated record.
AUGGCAGUGAACAAUGGAAGUGUGAUGACAUUCAUCAUAACUGGAUUUCCAGGCUUGCAAAAUUAUCAGGGUGCACUCUUUAGUGUGUUCCUCUGCAUUUACAUGACAACUCUGCUGGGAAACAUCAGUAUUAUACUUGUAAUUAAACUGGAGAACAAGCUUCAGUAUCCUAUGUACUUUUUUAUAACAAACUUAUCUGUGUUAGACAUCUUGUAUACCAAUACUACAAUUCCAAAAAUGUUAGGAAAGUUUCUAAUGGAUGACAGUUCUAUAUCAUUUCAUGCAUGUUUUCUGCAAAUGUUCACUUUCUUAAGCUUGUCUUGUACAGAGGCAUUUCUACUUUCUGUGAUGGCUUAUGAUCGUUAUCUUGCAAUAUGCAAUCCACUGCGCUAUGCAGCUAUUAUUACCUACAAUAUAAGGAUGAGUUUAGCAGCAGUGGCAUGGAUUUUACCAGUAGCUCCAGUAAGUUUAGUUGUUUUCCUUGCAGCACGGUUACCAUUCUGUGGACCGAAUAUUGUCCAACAUUGCUUUUGUGAUCAUUCAUCAGUGGCAAGGCUUGCUUGUACAGAUAUAACACUGAAUAGCUAUUUAGGUUUAUCGAUUGCGCUUGCUGUAAUAAUAAUUCCAUUUAUUGCUGUAGUUUUGUCUUAUGCUAAAAUCCUUCUAACUGUAUUCAAUAUUACCUCCAAGGGAGGCCGUUAUAGGGCAUUUUCUACAUGUUCUUCUCAUUUAAUAGUUGUUACUGUCUUUUUUGCUUCAAAUUCUAUUGUAUAUAUAUCAUAUAGAAUAGGGAAUGUGUCAGUUGAUUUCCGUAUUAUGUCAGCAAUGAUGUAUGCUGUAUUAACACCUAUGCUAAAUCCCAUAAUUUAUUCAUUGAGGAACAAAGACAUAAACCAGGCAUGGAAUAGGCUACUAGCAAAAUAUUCUGAAAGAGAAGUCAUGGAAGUGUUGGCUGCAAACGAUAAUUCAGAUGAAGAUGGAAAGUGA